AUAAAAAUAAUGAAAAUGUAGGAGACUAAGCUCCUAUUUGAUGAACUAGUCUUCUGUCUACAACGACUGUUUUCUCUUCCCUUCAAUAUAGAUAUGCCGUUUAAUUCAGGCAUACUCGAGGAGAUACCAGGAGGGGAGAUUUACAAGAAGAGAGAGCACUGUUCAAACUGUGCUUGCAGCAGAACCACGUCACAGAACUCGUCAGCUCCUACAACCCCUGGAUCUGGUUCUAGUUCUCGUAGUUCUCGUAGUUCUCGAUCUAGAAUACCUAGACCAAUAUCUUUACCUAAACGUCUGGAGGAGAAACUAUCUAUUCAUAGCACACCAGCUAGAGCUUCAAGCCAGGGAAAAGUGUGUGUCGGAUCUGAGCCCCUAAAACUAAAAAGUCCCCUGAAGCCUCCUCCUCGGCCUAAAUCCCGUGUUAGGGACACCAUUAAACUAUUUGAUGCUAAAUAUAAGGUUGGGAGGGGGCCAAGACCCCCCACCAAACCUAGACCCAUCACCUCACCUAAAACAGGGGGAGGGGAGGGAAUGGCAGGAGACAGCAUGGAGGAUAAAUACAAGUGAAAAUUUGAAGAAAAAAAUAAAAUCCAAAAUUUG
Messenger RNA from Eurytemora carolleeae, 600 nucleotides. RefSeq lists its product as uncharacterized. Bases 94 to 567 code for a protein of 157 amino acids. The record is from RefSeq and is a predicted model, not a curated record. The transcript is spliced from 4 exons. Lineage: Eukaryota; Metazoa; Arthropoda; Copepoda; Calanoida; Temoridae.